Molecule: messenger RNA, 2118 nt
Organism: Baudoinia panamericana UAMH 10762
Lineage: Eukaryota; Fungi; Ascomycota; Dothideomycetes; Mycosphaerellales; Teratosphaeriaceae
Exons: 2
Coding region: 1-2118 (705 amino acids)
Biological process (GO): arginyl-tRNA aminoacylation; mitochondrial translation
Cellular component (GO): mitochondrion; cytoplasm
Molecular function (GO): arginine-tRNA ligase activity; ATP binding
Source: RefSeq, a predicted model, not a curated record
AUGGCUCUCACGAACGGUCAGAUCAAUGGGACUCCCACUGCAGAUAUGGACGACAUCUCAACACAACUUCAGAAGCUUGGUCUUUCGCAGCCGCCGGUGUUUCCUGGCGUACAGCUGUUCCCACAAUAUAAUCCAGUCGAUGUCUAUCGAGGGUACAUUAUCGAGCAAAUAAAUCGCAUCACCUCCGUCGAACCCAGCAUAAUCAAUAACGCAGUUGCAUGGACACAGGAUCUAAAGCACGGAGACCUAGUCUUACCGGUACCAGCCCUGAGGUUGAAGGGCAAGAAGCCGGACGAGCUUGCGGUUGAGAUCGCCAACCAGUUCGACUGCCCCAUCAUUGAGAAGCCUGUCGCGGACAAAACUUUCGUGCGCUUCUUCUUCAAGCCGGCGCCCUUGGCCCAUCUUGCCCUCAGAUACGCAUUGUCCCAGAAGACUGCAUACGGCUUCAACCCUAGUCUUGGUCUUCAUGACCCGUCGAAUCCGGAGAGUGGCAAGAAGAAGCUAAUUGUCGAGUACUCAUCACCGAAUAUUGCAAAAGAAUUCCACACUGGCCACUUACGGAGUACCAUAAUCGGUGGCUUUAUGGUCAAACUCUACAGUGCCGCCGGAUGGGACACGGUCUCAAUGAACUACUUGGGUGACUGGGGAAAGCAGUACGGCAUGCUAAGUCAAGGCUUCGAGAAGUACGGCAGCGAAGCGGAAUUGGAGCGUGAUCCGAUUAAGCACCUUAACGAGGUGUAUGUCAAAAUAAACCAAGAUAAUGCCGCCGAGCAGAAGGAAGCAAAACGGCUUGCGGAGAAGAAGGAUGAAUUGGAAAAGCUCAAGAACCCACCCAAACCAAAGAAGCCUGCAAAGGGUGAGGCGCCUCCACCCGAGCCCAAGUGGACCGAUGAACAAGAAAGGGAACUCCAAGACGUAACCGCGCAGCUCGAGAAGGUGCAGGAAGAUCUGGUGCAAAAGCCAAGCAUCGAUGAGAAAGCCCGUCGCUUCUUUAAGCGAAUGAGUGACGGCGACCAAGAAGCACUGAAGUAUUGGCAGAAGUUCCGUGAUCUGUCCAUCGAAGCCUACACGCACAUGUACGCCCGGCUCAAUAUUGCUUUUGACGAUUACAGCGGCGAAUCCACAGUGAAGCAGGAAGACAUGGACAGGGCGGCUGAGGUCCUGGAGAAGCGCGGCAUCUCCGAAGACAGCAAGGGUGCGGUGAUCGUGGAUCUCUCGAAGCACGGUGCGCCCAAACUUGGGAAAACGCUCGUCCGGAAAAAGGACGGCACCAGUUUGUACCUGACCCGAGACAUUGCCGCCAACUACGAGCGAUAUGAGAAGUAUCACUUCGACAAGAUGAUUUACAUCGUCGCAUCACAACAAGACGUGCACAUGGCGCAAUUCUUUAAGAUUUUGGAGCUCAUGGGCCCACCGUAUUCUGAUGUGAUCGCCAAAUGCGAGAACAUCUCGUUCGGCAUGGUGAAGGACCCGCACGGUCAGACAAUGAGCACGAGAAAGGGAACUGUGGUCUCGCUAGCCGAUAGCCUAGAUGCAGCGCACGAAGCCAUGCACGAGGUCAUGAAGAAGAAUGCGGAUAAGUACGAGCAGGUUCAAGAUCCAGAAGCUACAGCCGAUACGUUGGCGAUAUCCGCCAUCAUGGUGCAGGACUACAGCGGCAAAAUGAUCAACAACUACAACUUCGACAUGGAUCGCAUGACAUCCUUUGAAGGUGAUACCGGACCUUACCUGCAGUAUUCUCACGCUCGCGUCUGCUCAAUGGAGCGCAAAGCCGCCGUGCCGCGCCACGAGCUCGAGAAUGCAGACUAUAGUCUCAUCACCGCCAAAGAGGGCAUUGAGCUUGUUCGUGCGCUAGCUCAGUGGCCGGACGUCUUUCUUAAUACGUACAAGACCCGCGAGCCGGUUACGGUGCUGACGUAUCUUUUCAAGAUGACGCAUCUGUUGAGCUCGUGCUACGAUGCCAAGGAUACGAGCAACAAGAACGCGAAGACUAUGAGCGUUAUGUAUGCGGAAAGUCCGGAGAAGAAGGCGGCGUUGAUGGCGCUUUACGAUGCUGCGAGGCAAGUGUUGGCAAAUGGGAUGAGGCUGUUGGGACUUAAGCCCGUCGAGAGGAUGUAA